Megalopta genalis is the source of this 5812-nucleotide messenger RNA. RefSeq lists its product as uncharacterized. The record is from RefSeq and is a predicted model, not a curated record. Gene Ontology annotation, molecular function: protein serine/threonine kinase activity; protein serine/threonine/tyrosine kinase activity; ATP binding. Lineage: Eukaryota; Metazoa; Arthropoda; Insecta; Hymenoptera; Halictidae. Gene Ontology annotation, biological process: peptidyl-threonine phosphorylation; peptidyl-serine phosphorylation. Gene Ontology annotation, cellular component: cytoplasm; cytoskeleton; nucleus.
UUCAGUCGGCCGCUGAACCCGCGCGCCGUACGGUUGCUCGUGCGUGCAUAUCGCACUUGACUUCGAUUCGUCGCGUUACGUUCCCCCCUUUUUUUUUGCUCACUGCCGCAGGACCACGCGUGUGACGUUUUUCUAUUCGCCGGCAGUCCUGUUCGUCCGUCCGUCCGUCCGUCAGUUUUGUACCUGGUAAGGUGACCAGUUCGAAAGGAGACGAGGCGAAGAGAAAGAGACGACGACGACGACGACGACGACGACGACGUCGUCGAGGCCUGCGUGCGUUCCGAAGGAACCUCUCCUGCAACAAACAGGAUCACAGCGGAGCGCUAUCACGGAUUUCUUACCUCCGAUCGUCCGAUUCGUUGGUGUACAGCUUUCUUAGAUUGUGGUACGUGCGCGGGCGUAACGCCGGGCUGAAGUUCUUCUGCAUGAUUUCGUACGAACCGUCAGCGUACGGUACGAACGGCACGAGCGCGAUCGAGGAGGAUGUAGCCGACAGGCUGCCAGUUGACGCGUCAAGCAUCGAGGAUGUGCAGAACGGACCGCGGAUCGCGGAGAGUGCGAGCAGAAGAAGCAUACCCCAGGAAGCGAGCUUGUCGUUUGCCGAGCGAUCUGGAUCGACCGAGAUCACUGCCGGAUUAAAAGCUCGCGGAUAGUGCGGCGGUGGAAUCCGUCCCGAAGAGCCGUCCGAGGAACCUCCGUAGCCGGGUUGCUGGCUCGCCGGAGCCGACCCGGAGCCGGAGCCGGAGAGAUCGAAAGACUGUGAGAGCAGCAGCAGCAGCGUCGAAGAGGAGAGGAGGAAGAUGUUGGGCGUGAGUCAGCCGGGAAACCCGCCCUCGAGCUUGCGACACUCGGCGAGCUUCUCUUGUCUGCAGCGUGGCACGGCCAGCAGCGAGGGACACCGAGCCAGGACCUCGACGUUGCUGCAGCAGCCCGGGCUGCAGCUGAGCGGCGUCGGCGGCGGCGGUGGCGGCGGUCAUCAUCAUCGGUACGCGUCCGGGCAGACGUCGUUGUUGCAGCAGUCGACGGGGACCGUUCAGCACCGGGUCGAGGCGUUGGAGUCUCUUCAGGACAGCAACGACUACGGUUUCGUGAAGAUCAGGCCGCGACUGCGCAGCACGAACGCGACCCUCUACCACGAGGAGGAAGUAGCCGCGCAGAAGACCGCCCUCUGGGACCGCGACGUCUCGGCGUUCAGCGACCGGGAGUGCGACUCGAACUACAGGGACUGCUCGCUGAAGAUCAAGGACCGGGAGCACUCGCCGAAGACCGGCGGCUCCGCGAAGAACCACCAUCAGAACCCGCUGAGAGGCGCGCUGAUCCUCUUCACCUCGACCUCGUCCUGGUGGAAGGCCAGGCAGCGGGAGGACCAGCUGACCGGCUCGGAGCGGGCGCUCGCCUCGACCGCCACCGUCUCCGAGAGGAAGUGGUCCAGCACCUCGAUGGCGUCGCCGUCGAACGACCGGAAGUGGGUGCCGUCGGUGACCUCGCCGACCAACGACCGGAAGUGGUCCGUGGGGAACGGCGCGCUCUCGUCGUCCUCGGGGAACGAGAGGAAGUGGACCAGGUCCUCGGUGUCCUCGAGCUCGACGGGCCAGCAGGACCGGAAGUGGCGGUCCCUGGGCGCCCUGCUGAGGGCUCCCACGGGCACCGGCUCGCACGGCAUCCAGCACUCGCUGUCCCACAACAUGAGCGUCUCGAUGAUCGAGGCCGGCGAGCACUUCCGGGAGGAUCUGCGCGGCUCCGGUUACAGCGGCAAGUCGACGCGCUACCAGCAGCAGCCGACCUCCUACUCGGCGAGGGUCUCCAGGGUCAGCCGAGACAUUUACAGGGAGAACGGGGAGUUCGGGCAGACCGGCCGGUCGAAGGUCAGCCGCAGGCUCUACCAGGAGGCCGCGGAGGACCGGGACCCGGAGGAGAGACACCUGCAGCAGGCCAGACACCAGUUCGAGGACGAGUGUCGCGGCAGGAGAAACGGCGAGACCGUCUGCAAAGAGCAGACCGGCGCCGAGACCCGCGUCACCUCCACCAGAUCGAGCCGGGCGCAGAGCUUUUAUCUUCUGGACGACUUUCUGCGGCCGCAGCAACAGCAACAGCAACAGCAACAACAGCAGCAGCCGCAGCAGAGCAAGUGCAUGCUGAACGUCUACCUGUCGCCGUCCCACUCCAAGUCCGGCAACGAUCACGCCAGAUCGGUCGACGCGAAGCAACUCUCCCAGGGGAACGUCACGAACAUCACGCCGCCCAGGCGUCACAACUCGAGCUCGGACAGCCUCGAGGUGGCGACCAGCCCUUUGCCGCCGCCGGUGCCGCCGCCGCCCCCGCCUCCGCCGCAGCUCAACGCCAGAGACAGAGACAGGGCGGACAGAGCGGACAGAGCGGACAGUUUCAAGGAAAAGGACGCGUGCCCGUGCAAAAUGUGCUGGACCAAUAUGCAGCAGAGAUCUUUCGUUGAAGAGGUGAGUAGGCGAACCAAAGAACGUGCAAAUCUCUGUCAAGAGUCGGGGAGGAGUCCUGGAACGUUGCACAAAGAUGUCAGCGGUGCUGGUACCAAGGUCAGCGGGAAGACGGUUGGCAGCGCCGCCACUGCAGCCCUCACCGCGCUCUCUGCCAUUAAUAAUACAUCCAACACCAGUCGGAGCAAGAACAACAUCCCCGUGUCCCAAGAGAAGUUACUGUCAUUCUUUCACCCCAAAUCCACGCGAGUGGACAAAUCGGAUAACAACAACACGAACAACUCCACGACGAACAACAUCCACAACAUGCCGACGCAUGAACCUUCGAUCAACGCCACGUCUCACGAAACAUUCUCUGGGAGAUUGCCAAUGACACGCCAAGAGGCAAUCAAGCAUUUCGGUUGGGGUCUGACGGAGUUCGAGCGCGCGGAGAUCGAGCAAUAUUCCGAGAUCUGGUAUCUGGGCCUGGCGGUCCACAAAAUUCACGGCGAGGAGGGUGCCGCCCAAAACAACGGAUACGACGACGAAAAUGGGAACUACAACAAAGUCCUCCACGAUCACAUCUCGUACAGAUACGAGAUCCUGGAGGUGAUCGGCAAGGGAAGCUUCGGCCAGGUGAUCAGAGCGUGGGACCACAAGACGGCCCAGUACAUCGCCAUCAAGAUCAUCAGGAACAAAAAGAGAUUCCAUCAUCAGGCGCUCAUCGAGGUGCAGAUCUUGGAACACCUGAGGAAGAAAGACGUGGACGCGAACCACAAUGUGAUACACAUGCUAGAAUACUUCUACUUCAGGAACCACUUGUGCAUCACUUUCGAGUUAAUGAGCCUGAACUUGUACGAACUGAUCAAAAGGAACAACUACCAGGGAUUUAGCUUGAGCCUGAUACGACGGUUCGCUAAUUCGUUGAUUACCUGCCUGAAACUAUUGCACCAAGAGAACAUCAUCCACUGCGACUUGAAGCCGGAAAAUGUGCUUCUGAAGCAGCGGGGAAGCAGCUCGAUCAAGGUCAUAGACUUCGGAUCCUCCUGCUACAGCCACCAGCGUGUUUAUACAUACCUCCAGUCCAGGUUUUACCGGAGUCCAGAGGUACUUCUGGGUCUUCCGUACGGCACGCCGAUCGAUAUGUGGAGUUUGGGUUGCAUUCUGGCCGAACUGUACACCGGCUGCCCGUUGUUCCCGGGCGAGGAUGAAAUCGAACAGCUCGCCUGCAUCAUGGAGAUACUCGGCGCACCGCCGAAUUACAUCAUCAUCCAGGCGUCUCGUCGCAGGCUUUUCUUCGACGUGUUCGGAACUCCUCGAUGCGUGACAAAUAGUAAGGGAUUGAAGAGGUGGGUCGGCAACAGAAGUCUCGCGAGUGCUCUCCAUUGCACCGACACCCUCUUCGUGGACUUCGUCAAAAGAUGUCUCGAGUGGGAUCCAAACAAGCGUAUGACCCCCAGCGAGGCUGCCCGUCACGAGUGGUUGAAGUCGACCUCGUCCUCCCGCGUGAGCUCCUCCUCCUCGACGAUGGCCUCGUCGACGGUGAACGCGAACGCGAACGCGAACACGAACACGAACACUAACACGAAUACGAACACAAACACGAACGCGAACGUGAACGCGAACACGACGACAACGACGACCGUGGAGACGUCCUCGCAGUCGGCGCACGCCCAAACGGUGAGCGUGACGGUGAGCAGCGCGCCCCGGCAACGGGCCACGACGGUGGAAGACCCGCCGUACAUGACGUACCGGCUGUACAAGGGCCGCAAAUACGUGCAGAGGAUCAGCACGGCCGUGAACGCGGACAACGGCGGCCUGGUGGUGAAGAGCAAGCUGAACGGAAGCGCGAGCAGCCACGCGCUCGCGAGUACCGCGCAGACCACUACCUCGAGGCACGCCUCGACCGGCGAUAUCGUCGCGAGUUUGGACCCGAAUCUCGACGAUUCCGGUGUUGACGGAGCAUGCGCGAGAGAGAAAGAGCUGCCCGCGGAAGAUCUUCAUUCGACUGUAGUCAGAACAAAGAGUCUAACGCUUAACGAGUGUAGCGUGUAACACAGCGCGACACGUACACACACAGGACACACACACAGACACGGAGACGUACACGCGCACACGCAUACGCCGACACACAUACGUACAUACACUACCGAUCUAUAUAGCGAAGAAGAAUAUCAAAUCGUGUAUAAUAACUACCAUUAAACGACACGUGUGCGUCCGGAUACAUGAGUGUGAGAGUGCGAAUGAACGGAUAGUCGAGAAACGGAGCCAGACACAAACCUAUGACGAAGAGGAUGCGUCCAGCGAGAGUGAGUCACAUUACUGCAUAUACAUAUAUACAUAAUUAUACAUAUAAAUAUAUAUAUAUAUAUAUAUAUAUAUAUAUAUAUAUAUAUAUAUAUAUUAAAUAUUACGAUUUUACGGUAUUAAGAAACCCUUGCAGAAGCGAACAAAAAAAACGAGUUAAACAUUAGGAUAUCCAUUUAGACGUAAUUAGAGAAGACAAAGCCGUUUGAACAACGUAGCUCCAUUAAACGGAGUCCCCGAGCACUCCUUUACCUCUCCCCCUUGUACCGUCGAAAACGUAUAGUCGCGUCGAUUGAAUCGUUUAGCGAGGAAAACUGCAUCUUUCGAUCGGAACACGCUUCGCGAUCCCCUGUUCGCGGCGCUUCGAUUUCAUUUUUAACUCGUUGAACGGACAAUUCUUUUAAUUGCCCUGCACCUAAAGCGAUCCACGAGAGAGAGAGGGAGCUAUCGAUUGGUAUAAUCUCGUUCAAGUGAUAAUAAUAAAGCACAUUUUCAACAUCGAACAUCUGACAAGAAACUUCUGUUUUUAAUUAAUCAAAGAAGAAAUCGUGUUUUUAUACCGAACGAGACAUUUUGGGUGUAGAGUCGACCCUGGAAGGCGCUCGAGCAGAGUGGCAAGUAUAGUAAUUUCUCCCUAAUUCGCGGUCAAAAUGCGCAUAAUUUAAAUAGCACAGAAAUGCAUGAUUUGGGAAGAUCGUCGAUAACUAUAAAAAUGAGACGCGAGUCUCCUAAAUUGUCCAUUUUUGUGCGCGAUCUGACAGCGAAUUAGGGAGAAAUCACUGUACCUCCUUCCCAACGAUUGAAACCGACAUCGCUGCUUAGCUAAUUCAGGUGCGAAGAUGAUCGAUCGAUCGAUCGAUCGCGCGACUCGUUUCGAAAGAGAGAAAUCGUGGUCCCUCCUGGUCGGUUUUCCCGCAAACGAUUUAAUCGCGCGAACCGAGCAACACGCUUGUCGCGAAGAAUUUGCGAGCGCGAAAAAACGCGGCGGCGAAAAUACCGGGGGAAACGAUGAGGAGCUAUACAGGGUGUCCCAAAAAUGUCUCGUAAUACGGAAACGGAGAGAUACCUGAGGU